GCGGGACGGUUCGCUCCCCACUAAGUUUAUUUUGCCCUCUGCGGGAGAUCAGAUCGAGUCUCCGUGAAGCCGCUGACAGCCUCCACCAGACGUGGGGAGGAAACCGGCUGCAAUCCGCUGACUUCGGGACGGCCGCGUGCAGAGGCAUGGCCGGGUUCUAGAGGUUCUGGCGGUUCCGGGACUGUGCUGGUGCCCCGAAGCGGAUCGUGCAGUGCGACUCCAGGCGGCUCAGAAGGAAACCAUAUCUGGUCAAAGUAUUCGCGGCUGUCACCCAGCGGGACGUCCAGCUAUAAAUAGCGUCGGAGGAGGAGCUCUCCAGGCACUUGGCUGCCUUCUCUCUUAUUUUGCUCCUGAUCUGUGGGUCACUAAGGUCUUCUGCCAUCAUGUCGGUGUUGAGGAAGGAGAUGGAGAAGUACAGGGACAUAGACGAGGAUGAGCUGCUGAAGAAACUGUCAGAGGAAGAGCUGCAGCGAUUAGAGGACGAAUUAGAGGAACUUGAUCCAGACAAUGCGCUUUUGCCUGCUGGUUUGCGGCAGAAGGAUCAGACCAAGAAAGCUCCAACAGGAACUUUCCAAAGAGACAACCUACUGGCUCAUCUGGAGAAACAGGCCAAAGAACACCCUGACAGAGAAGACCUGGUGCCCUUCACUGGAGAGAAGCGAGGGAAAGCCUGGGUGCCUAAAAAGAUUGUGGACCCCAUUAUAGAGAAUGUGACUCUGGAGCCGGAGCUAGAAGAAGCCUUGGCCAGUGCGACUGAUGCUGAACUCUGUGAUAUCGCAGCGAUCCUGGGCAUGCACACCCUGAUGAGUAACCAGCAGUACUACGAAGCCCUUGCGAGCAGCACUAUAGUCAACAAGCAAGGCCUCAACAGUGUGAUCCAGUGCACCCAGUAUAAACCAGUUCCUGAUGAGGAGCCCAACUCCACUGAUGUAGAAAACACUCUGCUGAGACUAAAGAGGAAUGACCCUGAGCUGGUGGAGGUCAACCUCAACAAUAUCAGGAACAUCCCUGUCCCAACUCUGAAGGCGUAUGCUGAGGCACUCAUGAAGAACACUGUGGUGGAGAGGUUCAGCAUCGUAGGAACCAGAAGCAAUGACCCUGUUGCAUUUGCUCUGGCAGAUAUGUUGAAAGUGAACAGAACACUGAAGAGCCUGAAUGUUGAGUCCAACUUCAUUACAGGGACGGGAAUACUGGCCCUCAUUGACUCACUUCAGUUUAACACAACGCUACAGGAGCUCAAGAUAGAUAAUCAGAGCCAACCGCUGGGUAACAACGUGGAGAUGGAGAUAGCCAGCAUGCUGGAGAAAAACACCACACUGUUGAAAUUUGGAUACCACUUCACCCAGCAGGGCCCUCGCCUCCGAGGCUCCAAUGCUAUGAUGAGCAACAAUGACCUGGUCCGAGUCGUCAGGUCAGAGUCCGAUGGUUCCUUCACCCUGACUCUGUCUGUCCCUGAGCUGGAGAGAGCCUUCGGGAAAAAGUUCAAGUCCAAGACUAAUAAGAAAGAGAAGGCUGGAGGGAGGACCCAUCUUCCCUAAGUGGUCGGACAGAUGUGUAGAGACCAGCGGAACCCUCCAUAAUGAUUCAUCCAUGGCCUCGUUCGAAGCCCCCUUUUCGUCUCACCUCAUUGCUGUCUGACGUCCUACCCAGAAUGCCUUGCACUAUCACCCCCCCCCCCCCCCCCCCCCCCCCCCCCCCACCAAGCACCUCAAUGAAUGAAUCUUUAAGGAUGUAACAUGAUUAUCAGCAAUGACUGUUUGAGCUUCCAGUACACAUCAGAAGAAAGUAGCUUUUCUUUGUGGGUUUGAAAUUUAGACGUCAGAACUUUUUUUUUUGUCAACUUGUUUCUAUGUUGUAAAACUUGAAGAAUUUCAGAUUUUUCUGUCUGUACAAACCAGGCAAAGAUGGCUAUUUUAUUGUUUCUUUAAUUUUUCCUCAAAUGUGCAGAUUAUUUCAUGAAGGGGCCGAAGACCGGUUGUUGUUGAGGGCCCAUUUAACAGGAGAAGGGCCAGUUUGGGUGAUCCUGUUUCUACUGUUGAUUAAAUACUAAUUAUUGCUGUAAGUGUGCUGUAAAUGAAUCAUGCAGGUCUGCACAGUUUUUGUAUUCCAAGCUGUACACACUACAUAUAUAGCCAGCCAAUUUAAUGCCAAAAUUAAUAUUCCAUUUAAAUUCAGUUGGAAAAACAAACAAACAAAAAAACCCCAAAAGAAACCCUGUUGGAUUUAGAACCAAUUGUAAAAAUCUGACAUUGUUUCUUUCCAUAUCUUGUUAUGAUUCACUCUUAGAUUUAUCAGUAAAUUAAAGUUUUGAAGCCUGGCCUGUGUGAGAGCCAUUGCUAUAUAGACAGAAUGUAUUUAUUUGUGACAGAUUUGGGGAUGAUUUCAAUUCAAAUGUUGAACAUCAGCUGCAUUCUGCAUGUAAGAAAAAAAAAUAGAAUAACUGCUGGAUAGUGUAGUAAAGCUAACUUGCCAUAGGCUGCUCGUAUCAGCUAGCGUUCCUGCUAGCCACAAUUUAAAAUUUUAUUUUACUCAUAUCAGAUAAUAUAUUUUAAUCACUCAAAAUCAAUAACAUUCUUGGUGAUACAAUGUACCACUGUCACCUAAAAAUACAAACCUAAAAUAAUAAUCUGACAUCACAUGUGCAAAGAUUGACAUUAUGGCCUGGUGGCCUGUAGCCAAAAAAGCUCCACAGAAUAGCCCAUGUAGGUGGACCCCUGUGGUACACAGUUACACAAACAGCCUCAAUGUGACUUUAAGUUAAAAAUUCAACAACAACAAAACGUAAGAGUACAGUAACGUGACUGUUACCAAACAGUUCUAUGUGAGUACUGUACUUGACGCAGCCAGCUAGCUAGUAGACGUGGAAGCUAUUCAAGUGUGAGUUUACAGAACCUAUUCAUAAUUCUAAUGUGAUUACACAACUUGAACCAGAAAAACAAAAGUUGGGCUAUGAAAGAAAAAAAAAAUUUCAGAGUGAAUAAAAGCUUGAAUAUGACACAUAUAAAGAUGAGACAUUAUGCUGUGUGUGGCGGCAAUUUUGUCAGCUAGCUGAAAAGUCAAGCUCAUUUUUCAUUGGAAACAAUGUGUCAAGAAAAACGUGAACAGUACCUAUGGGACAUGGCUGUGCAACUUGCAGUUAUGUCAUUGAAAAAUACAAAUAGCGUGAAUUAAAUUCAACUAAUAAUUAUCAAUUUUACAUUAAUAUAUAAUAAUAAUAAUUAUAUGUUAAAUAAAUAUAAGCAUGUAUUUUCCGUGAGUUACUGGCUUUUCAUUAUUGAAGUCUCAGAGUUAAAACUAAAAGAGGGAAAACUUGUGCAAAAUUACCUUUUCUGAUUGUAUUUAAAUGAAUCCUAAGUGUAUUGUGGCCACCAAAUUUAGAGAUUUGGUGUCUGUGCAACCAGUGUUGAAAAAUAUUAGCAUCUACCCCUUUUUGUGGAUUUUUGUGAAGCUUUCAUUCACUCAGACUGUAAUAACUCAGAUCGGUGAGUAUUUGAAUUGAUUCCUGUUGCGGGCGGAAAACCACAUCUAUUGUUUUUUUUAUGUUUGUGAUUGUUUGCUACAAUGUGUGAUUCAUCAUGAAAUUAGUAGUACUGUCAACACACUGCGCACUACAAUUAAUCUUUCAGUCCAGGUUUGACGCAUAUUCAUAACGGGUGUUAUAAAUAAAACCACAGGGAUUGAAUGUUUUAACACAUUUUAAGUUUCUGCUUUCAGCAUCCUUCCAUGCAUUUUGCUGUCAGUCUGAAGUGUGGAAUCAACAUGCAAAUGGUACAACAUCUGCAAGGAUUAUUCUCUGAUGUUAGAUUGUUCAGCAAUGGACAUAUUCUCAUCGGAUCACUGUGUACAGUUUAAUGUAAAUCCAACAAAUUGCCAUGAAACAUACACACACACACACACACGACAUGCUGCUGUGUAUGUUGCAGUACCGGAUCUGAUUUCUGUUAAAUGCAUUUUGAGCUGUUAAAUUAGAAAUACUUCAAAAAUCAGCAGCUACCUGACUGGUGUGUGUGAAACUACCUUUUUCGAUGUGAACAUCAUGAUCAACACUCAAGAUUGAAAAGUUCCUGUUGAUAUGUUCAUGUGUUUGAACUAAUUUAACACGGAUAAGACUAUUCAACUAGGUCUAUGUAGCAGUAGUUCACAUCACUGCUUGUUGCAGUUGCUGAUUUCCUUUCAUUGUCACAAUACUGUUCAAUACAUGUUGAUCAUAGAUGUAAACAUAAUGGACUGUUGUUAAUGUUGUUAAAUGUGGACACUGCUCCUGCCACUCACUGACUCCUGUGUGUCCUCUUCUGGCCUGUUCUGCAUAUGAUUAGUUUUAUUUUAGAGGUUGAUUGUGUUUUGUGAUAGUAUACAUUUUGUGGUUGAAUUUUUGUUUAUGAAAUGAAUAAAGAUUGACAGUCACAAUGUC
Messenger RNA from Thalassophryne amazonica, 4411 nucleotides. It is a transcript of the gene tmod1, whose product is annotated as tropomodulin 1. NCBI's taxonomy places the organism in Eukaryota, Metazoa, Chordata, Actinopteri, Batrachoidiformes, Batrachoididae. The record is from RefSeq and is a predicted model, not a curated record. The coding region runs from base 384 to 1538 and encodes 384 amino acids. Gene Ontology annotation, molecular function: tropomyosin binding. The transcript has 13 exons. Gene Ontology annotation, cellular component: striated muscle thin filament; myofibril. Gene Ontology annotation, biological process: myofibril assembly; pointed-end actin filament capping; muscle contraction.